This is a messenger RNA of Nematostella vectensis (starlet sea anemone), 1856 nucleotides long. RefSeq names its product fructose-1-phosphate phosphatase YqaB. The coding region runs from base 258 to 869 and encodes 203 amino acids. Gene Ontology annotation, molecular function: beta-phosphoglucomutase activity; sugar-phosphatase activity. Lineage: Eukaryota; Metazoa; Cnidaria; Anthozoa; Actiniaria; Edwardsiidae. The transcript is spliced from 3 exons. The record is from RefSeq and is a predicted model, not a curated record.
UGACAACCAAACGGAAAAACGGGCUUACAUUUAGAUCACGUACGAAUAUCUUGGCUCACGUUUUUUUUAUGGAAACGUUGCAGGAUUUAGAUUUUAGUCUUUGGGUUUGCCCUUGUAUAUCUGCUUCAUGUUGUUGACGAUUUGGGACACGAUUUGGUCGUUAUGAAGGGAAAAACAAGGUGUCAGCGAAAACAAGGAAUCUUGACAGCCUUAUAGUUGCCUAUUCAGAAAACUUAGGCCUUUGGUAAAGAAGAACAAUGUAUAGCCUUUUUCCAGAUGAGGUGAGAGGGUUGAUAUUCGACUGCGAUGGGACAAUUCUCGACACAAUGCCUCUUCACUGGAAAGCGUGGUGCCAAAUUUGUGCAGAGACUGGACUGUUGUUUAAAAAGAAAGACUUCUAUCGCUUGGCCGGAGUACCAGGCAAAUAUAUCAUACGAGAUCUAGCGAUUCAACAAGCGAUAGUCUUGGACCCCUUAGAGGUUUAUCACAGAAAGAAGAAAUUAUUCCUUAAAGGGCUUUCGACUGUGAAUAGUAUCCCGUGCGUUGUAAAGUAUGUCUACGAGGCAAGGCAGAGAGGUAUUCCAGUUGCGGUUGCUACGGGAAGUUCACGAAUUCAAGUUGAGAAAGCAUUGACAGCAGUGGGGAUAAUUGAUUUGUUCGAUGUAAUCAUUGGCAAUGAAGACUAUAUACACCCUAAACCAAGCCCAGAUGCUUUCCUGAUGGCUGCUGAAAGGAUUGGUGUAGACCCCGAGGACUGCUGGGGCUUUGAGGAUACGGAUAUUGGUCUGGAGGCUAUCAAGGCGGCAGGACUUGGUCUCGCUGUUGAUGUGCGGUUAAUGGAUGACUAUCCCAAAGCUUCUGGUGCUUAAGGACAAGAUUGUCAGAUAUAGAAAACACGAGAAAAGAAACAUCAUGUGCACCUAAUACAUACUCACAAUUUCCUUUAUGCUCAAACACAUCAUACUGUACCUUCUAAGCUUUUCAAGACGUAGUAGGUCCUAAAAAAUACUCAUGCAAGAGGAAGCCAAGUUGGGAAGAAAUCUGCCAUGCAGAGAUAAAAAUAUUUAUUUUUAAUCUGAUGUUUUACCAUGUUAAUAAGUAAUGGAACCCCAGGGCAUCAAGGCUGAGUGGAACCUGAAACUAAAGUCUGGCUUUAGCAAGCAAGUACUAGCAAAAUACCGGCGAAUUGGGAAAAAAACUGUUUUUCUCUCUCGAAAAUGUGAACACAAAAAAAUAUUGUGCGAGAAACCAAAAGUUAUUUAUUUUUAAUCGAAUGAUAUACCAUCCUAAUCUAAAUGCUGUCUUUAUUUAUAUCAAAGCAAAAAAAUGCAGUUCAAAUUUUUACAGGGAUUGGUUGUGAUACACUUUUUAUGGGACUGAAUAAAAGACAAAAAAUAUUAGUGACCCUUUUUCAGGCAACUUCAAAACCCUGGAACCACAGUGGCAUCAUUAAACGUGGGUAUUUGUCUCUAGCCCUUAUUUUCAAGCACAUGAGCUUUCUCACACAUUUAUGAUAUUUAUUUAUAUGUAUUAUUGCAACAUCUUUCUCUUAUAUUGGCCGUGUUUUAUUUCAAUCAAUAGCAAUUUUUACAUUCAUCAUGGUGCAGAAAUGUCCACGUUUUAGAAUGCAUACCCUGUGUAAGAUGGCUUAUUGUUGAGAAAUUUAAAAAAAACCUUGUCUGUACUGUGUUUUUACAGACACGCUCUUUUGAAGCUCACGACCAAUCAGGGCGCGUGCUUCACUGGUGUUAUUUUAUAUCAGCCUUUAUUAUAUAGUGUCAGCAUUUUAUGGUCCCAUUUGUGGUUUCUUUGAAAAAGCUUGUAUUGCAAUCCAUAAAAGUAAAAGCGAUUUGUGA